CCGAGGGGCGGGGGCCGCGCGGCUCAGGCAGUCGGGGCGCGAGGCUGCAGCGGCGGAGCCGGAGUCGGAGCCGGGAGCGCGAGCGGCAGCCGGAUCGCAGCCUGCGGGGCCCGCCGCAGCCAUGGGCAACCGCGGCAUGGAAGAUCUCAUCCCCCUGGUCAACCGGCUGCAAGACGCCUUCUCUGCCAUCGGCCAGAACGCGGACCUCGACCUGCCGCAGAUCGCCGUGGUGGGCGGCCAGAGCGCCGGCAAGAGCUCGGUGCUCGAGAAUUUCGUAGGCAGGGACUUCCUGCCUCGAGGAUCUGGCAUUGUCACCCGACGUCCCCUGGUCUUGCAGCUGGUCAAUGCAACCACAGAAUAUGCCGAGUUCCUGCACUGCAAGGGAAAGAAAUUCACCGACUUCGAGGAGGUGCGCCUUGAGAUCGAGGCCGAGACCGACCGGGUCACCGGCACCAACAAGGGCAUCUCGCCGGUGCCUAUCAACCUCCGCGUCUACUCGCCGCAUGUGCUGAACCUGACCCUGGUGGACCUGCCCGGAAUGACCAAGGUCCCGGUGGGGGACCAACCUCCCGACAUCGAGUUCCAGAUCCGGGACAUGCUGAUGCAGUUUGUCACCAAGGAGAACUGCCUCAUCCUGGCCGUGUCCCCUGCCAACUCUGACCUGGCCAAUUCUGACGCCCUCAAGGUCGCCAAGGAGGUGGACCCCCAGGGCCAGCGCACCAUCGGGGUCAUCACCAAGCUGGACCUGAUGGACGAGGGCACAGAUGCCCGUGACGUGCUGGAGAACAAGCUGCUCCCCCUGCGCAGAGGCUACAUUGGGGUGGUGAACCGGAGCCAGAAGGACAUUGAUGGCAAGAAGGACAUUACCGCUGCCUUGGCUGCUGAACGAAAGUUCUUCCUCUCCCAUCCAUCUUAUCGCCACUUGGCUGACCGUAUGGGCACGCCCUACCUGCAGAAGGUCCUCAAUCAGCAACUGACGAACCACAUCCGGGACACACUGCCGGGGCUGCGGAACAAGCUGCAGAGCCAGCUGCUGUCCAUUGAGAAGGAGGUGGAGGAGUACAAGAACUUCCGCCCUGAUGACCCGGCUCGCAAGACCAAGGCCCUGCUGCAGAUGGUCCAGCAGUUCGCCGUAGACUUUGAGAAGCGCAUUGAGGGCUCAGGAGAUCAGAUCGACACCUAUGAACUGUCAGGGGGAGCCCGCAUUAACCGAAUCUUCCACGAGCGCUUCCCCUUUGAGCUGGUCAAGAUGGAGUUUGACGAGAAGGAACUUCGAAGGGAGAUCAGCUAUGCUAUCAAGAAUAUCCAUGGCAUUAGGACGGGCCUCUUCACACCUGACCUCGCUUUUGAAGCCACAGUGAAAAAGCAGGUGCAGAAGCUCAAAGAGCCCAGUAUCAAGUGUGUGGAUAUGGUAGUCAGUGAGCUCACAGCCACCAUCAGAAAGUGUAGCGAAAAGCUCCAGCAGUACCCGCGGCUGCGGGAGGAGAUGGAGCGCAUCGUGACCACCCACAUCCGGGAGCGCGAGGGCCGCACCAAGGAGCAGGUCAUGCUUCUCAUCGAUAUCGAGCUGGCUUACAUGAACACCAACCAUGAGGACUUCAUAGGCUUUGCCAAUGCUCAGCAGAGGAGUAACCAGAUGAACAAGAAGAAGACUUCAGGGAACCAGGAUGAGAUUCUGGUCAUCCGCAAGGGCUGGCUGACUAUCAAUAAUAUUGGCAUCAUGAAAGGGGGCUCCAAGGAGUACUGGUUUGUGCUGACCGCUGAGAAUCUGUCCUGGUACAAGGAUGAUGAGGAGAAAGAGAAGAAAUACAUGCUGUCUGUGGACAACCUCAAGCUGCGGGACGUGGAGAAGGGCUUCAUGUCGAGCAAGCACAUCUUUGCCCUCUUUAACACGGAACAGAGGAAUGUCUAUAAGGAUUAUCGGCAGCUGGAGCUGGCCUGUGAGACACAGGAGGAGGUGGACAGCUGGAAGGCCUCCUUCCUGAGGGCUGGCGUAUACCCUGAGCGUGUUGGGGACAAAGAGAAAGCCAGUGAGACCGAGGAGAAUGGCUCCGACAGCUUCAUGCAUUCCAUGGACCCACAGCUGGAACGGCAAGUGGAGACCAUCCGGAAUCUUGUGGACUCGUACAUGGCCAUUGUCAACAAGACCGUGCGGGACCUCAUGCCCAAAACCAUCAUGCACCUCAUGAUUAACAAUACCAAGGAGUUCAUCUUCUCGGAGCUGCUGGCCAACCUGUACUCGUGUGGGGACCAGAACACGCUGAUGGAGGAGUCGGCGGAGCAGGCACAGCGGCGCGACGAGAUGCUGCGCAUGUACCACGCUCUGAAGGAGGCGCUCAGCAUCAUCGGCGACAUCAAUACGACCACCGUCAGCACGCCCAUGCCCCCGCCCGUGGACGACUCCUGGCUGCAGGUGCAGAGCGUACCGGCCGGACGCAGGUCGCCCACGUCCAGCCCCACGCCGCAGCGCCGAGCCCCCGCCGUGCCCCCAGCCCGGCCCGGGUCGCGGGGCCCUGCUCCUGGGCCUCCGCCUGCUGGGUCCGCCCUGGGGGGGGCGCCCCCCGUGCCCUCCAGGCCGGGGGCUUCCCCUGACCCUUUCGGCCCUCCCCCUCAGGUGCCCUCGCGCCCCAACCGCGCCCCGCCCGGGGUCCCCAGAAUCACUAUCAGUGACCCCUGAGGAGCGUCAGCCAUGGGUUACUUGUGCCAUUCAGCCAAGGGGAUGACCGUGCCUGCUGGUCCUGCUGAGCUCUACCCAGUGAGCCCGCCCCCCUUCUCCGGCCACUGACUCUCGCUCUUCUGCUUUUCCCAGCAGGAAGGGCCCAGCCUCACCUACGCGACCUGCAGCCCCCCGACCAGCUGAGGCUCCCCUCUUAGACUUAUAAGUCUAUGGCCACUGGCAUCCGGCUGUCUGCCCUCCCUGCCUCCCCCAGGGUCAUUUCAGAGGGUCCUGGGUUUUCUGACCACCCAGAAGGGCCUCUGGCGCUCCCUCCAGCCAUCCCUUUUAGUUUCACCCUCCUGGUUCAAGCAGUGUUCUUUCUCUGUCAGGCCUGGUGGCUGUUGCGUGGGGCUCCCCAAGGCAAGGGGUGGCCCUGGGCCGGUGGGUUGGAAGACAGGGUGACCAGAGAAGAGGGAAGCCCAAGGGGGCCGAGCAUCAGCUUGAACUGUGGGUGCCCUGCCUGGGUGCUGUGUGAGAGGCCAGCGUGUGUGGGGUGGGGAGGGCCGCCACAGCCCCCAGGCGAUACCUGUGAAGCUACAGCUCCUCCCUCCAUCUUCCUCCCCUUUUCCUUCCAGCCCCUCUUUUCCAGGAACCUUGCCACACCCACACCUGCACCCUCCCCUCCCCGGCCCUCCCACCUGCUGCGGUGCGGCCCGCCCCAGCCGGCUGUGUGCUGCACUUGCCUUACCAGCUCUCUCCUCGAUUUUCUCUCUCCCGUUUUCUCUUUGCUUUCUCUCCAACUGCCAGCCGAUCGGGUCAGGCAAGUCCAUCCCGUCCUGAGAGCCCCAGGCCCCCCUUCGACCUCUAAACAGAUCCCUCCUCUUCUCGGAGACCUCCCUUUCCAAGCCUGCCUGGACGGCUGUUCUGUGACUUGACAGUGGCUUCCCUAGCCCCAAAGCCAGCCCCCUUCAUCUGUGACUUAGUCUGUUGUAGUGGUGAGCUGACACCUCCAGGCGUGACCAUUGGUGAAAACUUGUGCCCCUUCAGUGGUAUGCCCUUGCCCUGUUCUAUAAAUAUCUAUAAAUACUCAUAUAUAUACACACCUACACAUGGCCGACCGCCUCGCCUCUAGCGCUGGGAAUCAGUCACUGUGCUGUCCUUGUGGAGUCUUGUGGCCCAACUACAAGAGAACGCUGUCCCCUGACAUCCCCCUCUAAAGUGUGCCACCUCCAGUGAGCCUCCCUGUCAUGCCCAGCCUGUGGACAGCCAGCCCCCGCCAUACCUCCCGCCCCCUACCAAGCAUGGGGGUGCUGUGCAGGCAGCCGUGUGGCCUGACAGUCUACCAGUCCUGCUGUCCCUCGGCUGAGAAUAAAACCUAUUUCUGGAUGACGGG
Messenger RNA from Macaca mulatta (Rhesus monkey), 4049 nucleotides. The record is from RefSeq and is a predicted model, not a curated record. NCBI's taxonomy places the organism in Eukaryota, Metazoa, Chordata, Mammalia, Primates, Cercopithecidae.